AUGGAGGGACCAUGUUCCUACAGAUUCAACAAAUCCGUGCAUUCCUCUUAUGUUCUAGGGUUACCUAUUCCAAAGGUCCUAGUGGAGUAUGUGUACAUAGCAGAGGACGGAUACAACAUACACAGCAAAUGUAGAAAACUGAAUCAGGUGCCUACAGAUCCUUCCGAUGUUCCUACAUGGAGCUUUGCCGCAAACUUUCCUGUAGAGGACCGGUUCCUGAAGCCAGUUGCCAUCUACAAUGAUCCGUUUCGACAAGGGAACCACAAGCUGGUACUUUGUGAGGUCUAUGCUAAUGAUUGGACGCCAGCACCUCGUAACUUCAGAAAGAGCUGUACUGACGCCAUGAAAACAGCGGAAGUUACAGAGGCAGCUCCGUGGUUUGGGCUAGAGCAAGAAUAUUCCAUUAUUGACCCCUCUAAUCGACCUCUGGGCUGGCCAAGUCCAUUCAUGCCGCAGCCAUCAGGUCCUAUGCAUCAUGACGCUGUGGGAAUGCACAAAACAUUCGGUAGAGAUCUGUACGAAGCACAUCUCUUCACCUGCAUCUAUGCCGGCAUCAAUAUCUCAGGUGGGAAUGCAGAGGCAUUUCCUGGACAGUGGGAGUUUCAAGUUGGUCCUACAGAAGGAGUACAAGCCUCAGAUGAUCUAUGGAUGGCUCGCUACCUUCUGCACCGCCUAUCUGAAGAGUUUGGGGUUGCUGUAUCUUUUCAUCCUAAAAUUAUUCCUGGGGAUGUUGGAGCUUGUGGUGGUCAUGUUAACUUCAGUACCAAGCAAAUGAGAGAAGAUGGAGGGAUACAACACAUCAAGGCAGCCAUGCCGCUGCUGGCUAGAACACACGAUCAGUUUUUGCGGUUAUGUGACCCACAUGGUGGCGCUGACAAUGAAGCCAGAAUUAAAGGAUUCUUCUGUACGGCUUCCAAACAUUUCAAAUGGGGAAUUGAAGACAGAGAUGCCACUGUACGAAUUCCACGCCAGGUAGCGGAAGAUGGCAAAGGUUUUCUAGAAGAUCGGAGACCAGCCGCAAACUUUGACCCCUAUAUAGUUACGGAUGCUUUAGUCAGGACAAUUGUUCUCCGGCAGGACUUUUUAAGGAACCCUUAUGCUGAACCCAGAGUGGUCAGACUGUCAGUGACCCCACAACAAACAAACCCAGACACUAACUAA
Candidula unifasciata is the source of this 1161-nucleotide messenger RNA. Lineage: Eukaryota; Metazoa; Mollusca; Gastropoda; Stylommatophora; Geomitridae. The record is from the annotation of a GenBank genome assembly.